ACGCUCUGGUUGUUAAGGCGACUUGUCCCGCCUCCUGGGGACUGUUCUCCGCUCUGUGAUUGGCCUCUAGUAUCAAGGAAUCCCGGCGUGGGCCGCGCGAGGGAAAAGAUGGCGGCGAUGGCAGUCGGAGGUGCUGGUGGCAGCCGCGUGUCCAGCGGGAGGGACCUGAAUUGCGUCCCCGAAAUAGCUGACACACUGGGUGCUGUGGCCAAGCAGGGGUUUGAUUUCCUCUGCAUGCCUGUCUUCCACCCGCGUUUCAAGAGGGAGUUCAUUCAGGAACCUGCUAAGAAUCGGCCUGGCCCCCAGACACGAUCAGACCUACUGCUGUCAGGAAGGGACUGGAAUACGCUAAUUGUGGGAAAGCUUUCUCCAUGGAUUCAUCCAGACUCAAAAGUGGAGAAGAUCCGAAGGAACUCAGAGGCGGCUAUGUUACAGGAGCUGAAUUUUGGGGCAUAUCUGGGUCUUCCAGCUUUUCUAUUGCCUCUUAAUCAGGAAGAUAACACAAAUCUGGCUAGAGUUCUGACCAACCACAUCCACACUGGCCACCACUCUUCCAUGUUCUGGAUGAGGGUACCCUUGGUGGCCCCAGAGGACCUGAGAGAUGAUGUAAUUGAGAAUGCACCAACCACACACACAGAGGAGUACAGUGGAGAAGAGAAGACAUGGAUGUGGUGGCAUAACUUCCGGACUCUGUGUGACUAUAGCAAGAGAAUUGCAGUAGCUCUCGAAAUUGGAGCUGACCUUCCAUCUAAUCAUGUCAUUGACCGUUGGCUUGGAGAACCCAUCAAAGCAGCCAUUCUCCCCACCAGCAUUUUCCUAACCAACAAGAAGGGGUUUCCUGUUCUCUCUAAGGUGCAGCAGAGGCUGAUCUUCAGGCUCCUUAAGUUGGAAGUGCAGUUUAUCAUCACAGGAACUAACCACCACUCAGAGAAGGAGUUCUGCUCCUACCUCCAGUACUUGGAAUACUUAAGCCAAAAUCGCCCUCCACCCAAUGCUUAUGAACUCUUUGCCAAAGGCUAUGAAGACUAUCUGCAGUCCCCACUUCAGCCUCUGAUGGACAAUCUGGAAUCUCAGACAUACGAAGUGUUUGAAAAGGACCCCAUCAAAUACUCUCAAUAUCAGCAGGCUAUCUAUAAAUGUUUGCUAGACCGAGUACCAGAAGAAGAAAAGGAGACCAGUGUCCAGGUACUUAUGGUGCUGGGUGCAGGCCGGGGUCCUCUAGUGAAUGCGUCUCUCCGGGCAGCCAAACAGGCUGAGCGGCGGAUACGGCUGUAUGCCGUGGAGAAGAACCCCAAUGCUGUGGUGACGCUAGAGAACUGGCAGUUUGAAGAAUGGGGGAGCCAGGUGACAGUUGUCUCAUCAGACAUGCGGGAAUGGGUGGCUCCAGAGAAAGCAGACAUCAUUGUCAGUGAGCUUCUGGGCUCCUUUGCCGACAACGAGCUGUCACCUGAGUGUCUGGAUGGAGCACAGCACUUCCUGAAAGAUGAUGGUGUGAGCAUCCCUGGAGAAUAUACCUCCUUCCUGGCACCCAUUUCUUCCUCUAAGUUGUACAACGAGGUCCGUGCCUGUCGGGAAAAGGACCGUGACCCUGAGGCACAGUUUGAGAUGCCUUAUGUGGUUCGGCUGCACAACUUCCACCAGCUCUCUGCUCCUCAGCCCUGCUUUACCUUCAGCCAUCCCAACCGAGAUCCUAUGAUUGACAACAACCGCUACUGUACCUUGGAGUUUCCUGUGGAGGUGAACACGGUGCUUCAUGGCUUUGCAGGCUACUUUGAAACUGUGCUUUACCGGGACAUCACUCUGAGUAUCCGUCCAGAGACUCACUCUCCUGGGAUGUUCUCAUGGUUUCCCAUCUUCUUCCCCAUUAAGCAGCCCAUCACUGUGCACGAAGGCCAGAACAUCUGUGUGCGUUUCUGGCGAUGCAGCAAUUCUAAGAAGGUGUGGUACGAGUGGGCGGUGACAGCCCCAGUCUGUUCUUCUAUUCACAACCCUACCGGCCGCUCCUAUACCAUUGGCCUCUAGCCCUGCACACAGUGUCAGAGCUUUGGAAGCAGCUCUGAGUUCUCUUCCUACAGCACAGAAGGUGCAAAACAUCUACUGGUUCAGUUCAUCUGUGAGACCCUUACCUGCCAGCGAGGAACGAUCCAGUCUGCUUUCCUACUUCUCUCAUGGUGGCCAAGGGGUAGGCAUUCCAGGACUGCCAAGCAUGGUGGUGCAUACUUUUUAUCCCAGCACUCCAGAGGCAGAGGCAGGUGGAUCUCUUUAACUUCAAGGCUAGCUUGGUUUACCUAGAAGUUUCAGGCCACCUAGGGCUACAGUAGUGAGACCCUGUCUCCAAAAAGAAAAAACAAAAAAGAAAAAAAAAAGAAUUACAGGACAUAAGCCAGCAGCAAUCUUCAAAAGCCUCUGGCUAGGGCUGAGGACUCAGUGGCACUGAAUGACACGGCUUCGGCAGGUGCUCGGCCUCCAGAGCUUCCCAGGGGUCAGGAGAAAAAGCAAAGGCUUGUGCAAGAGCCCCGGGAAUGUGUGCAUGAACACUUGACUUGCAGCCUUCUCCUUGCCUUACUCUGUUGUUGUUUGGAUGGUUUUAUGUCAGAAGGAAACAAAUAAAGUGAAGUUACGGCCUCUGCUGCUUUACCCCA
Arvicanthis niloticus (Nile rat) is the source of this 2642-nucleotide messenger RNA. It is a transcript of the gene Prmt5, whose product is annotated as protein arginine methyltransferase 5. The record is from RefSeq and is a predicted model, not a curated record. Gene Ontology annotation, cellular component: nucleus; cytosol. Gene Ontology annotation, biological process: regulation of DNA-templated transcription; peptidyl-arginine N-methylation. Lineage: Eukaryota; Metazoa; Chordata; Mammalia; Rodentia; Muridae.